AUGGCAACAACUCCUGAAGAGGAACAAUUGGAAGAUGUUGAUGAACGACGAUUGAAUCGAGUUGCCUAUGAAUAUUUGUGUAGAUGUGAAGAAGUUAGAACGUGGGUUUUGGAUUUUUGUUGGGAAAAUUUGUGAGGGGUUGGGCACACCUGGCGAGAGAGUGUCCCAAAAUUGUUGUGCAGUGUGGAAAUUUUUGAAAAAAAAAUUGUGCAGCGUGAAAAUAUGAAUUUAUUUGAAAAUUGUCAUCAAAAUCCGCUGAAAAUCAAUGAAAACUUCACUUUUUCGUGAAAAAAUGUACAGUGUGACUUUUGAAAAUUUUUGUACAGUGUCCAUUUUGGACACGUCUCGUCAGGUGUGGGGUUGGGUGAAAAAGCGUCAAAGUUUAUCCCAAAUAUCAAAUCAGAAUUAUUUGUUGCGUGAAAAUGCAGUGCCUCUAAUUCUCAUUUCCAAUAAAAGUUCAUCAAAAUAAUGCAUUUUUGAUCCGGAUGAAAAUAAUCGGAUUUGCUGCAUUUUACGAGCACGUAAGUUGUAGUAACUAGGUGAAUCUGAUGUGAGGAAUGGACUUUUUUGGGAGAAAAAAUCCCUGAAAUUAGUUAACAUGAGCAAUCUCAGAAUUUUAGGCUCGAAAAUAGAUCUAGAAAAUGUUUGGCUCCCAAAAUUCUAGACCAAUUUUUGAAGGUCAAAACGAUAGGAUCAUUUAAAAUGAGCAAUUCCAGCAUUUUCAGCUCGAAAAUUUGAUUUUUGAUUUCUGGCCAAAAAUGUGCUCAAAAACACAAUAUUUUUAUAAUUUUCGCAUUUCAAAUCAAAACUUGUGAAGCUUCUUGCAAAUCCAAAAAAAUUCUGCGAACUCGGAAUUUAAAAAUAUUAUGUAGCAUUACUCAUAUUAAACUCCAUAAAAAAUCCGGUUUUUUCUAACCCAUUUUCCUUGAGCUUUGUAAGUAAUCCCACUCCAUCAUCCAAUUUUUCCCACGCCAACAAAUAAACACAAACACAGAAUGCAAUAUAAAUAUAUUUGCAGAUGGUUGUCAGAAUGCCUAAAAGAUGAGGCAAUCGUAAAAGUGGGUGAGCUGGAGGAGAAUCUACGAAACGGCGUAUUAUUGGCGAGAUUGGCCAACUCGUUUGCACCCGAAAUUGUGCCACAAAAAGGCAUUUUCGAUCAGUCGCAGGAGAAAUAUCGACAGAAUGAGAAUACGCCGGUUUAUCGGCACACGGAUAAUAUUAUGCAAUGGAGAAGAGCUAUGGAAAGUGUGCAUUUGCCAGAGGUUUGUUGAGCGCGGGGGAAAUUGGAGAAGGUUGGGAUUCAGAUUUCUCGAAAAAAUUGUGUUAUGACGUGACAAACGCUGAAAAAUGUUAUUAAAAUCCUGAAAUUUUUUUAUGAAAAAGUUAAAGUGAUUUUUGAAAAAAAAAAGAGCUUGAACUUCUUCAGAUUUCUCGAAAAAUUAUGUUCUGACGUGGCAAAGGUUAGAUAGGCUUUUUUGGGAUUCUAUGAUAAUUUCAGGUUUAUUGAUCAAAAAAAUGGCCUAGAAAUCCAAAGAUGGCCUAGAAUCUCAAAAAAUGGCCUAGAACCUCGAAAAUCAACCUAGAAACUCGCAAAAUGGCCUAGAAUCCCAAAAACAAGGCUUUCAAAUUCAAACAUGGCCUAGAAACCUGUGAAAUGGCCUAUAACCUCAAGAAAUGUCCAAGAACCUCCAAAAAUUGCAUAGAAAUUCGCAAAAUGGCCUAGAAAUUCGAAAAAUGGCCUAGAAACCCAAAAAAUGUCUUUCAAACCUGAAAAAUUGCCUAGAAGCCUGCAAAAUUGUACCAAAAAAGGCCCAAAAACCCAGAUUUUCAGGUUUCAGGUCUAAAAUUUUUAUGAAAAAUGCUAAUUUUCAGGAAAAAAAUUCCCAAAAAAUUCUGAACCAAUUUCAAUUUUCCAGAUUUUCAUCCCCGAAACAGCGGAUGUUUUCGAAGGACGAAACAUGAAAACAGUGUUCUGCCUGUUCGCCCUCGCCACACUUCUUCAUCGUCAGCGAAAAGCGCCGCCAAUGCGAAAUUUGGCCGGAAAAGCGAAAUUCUCAAAUAACGAACUCGAAGAAAUGAAGGAAAAUCUGAAAGAUUCGAAACUACCUGAGUUCGGAGAUGUUGGAAAUCUUUUGUCAGAUCGAAAAAAUCGAGGAGAAGCUGAUUGUGAGAAACUGAAAGAGCUCAAAAAAUCGGUGGAUGAAAGGGAUUUGGAGGCAUUUAAAGAGGCGAUUAAGAAUUGCUCGAUUGAUUAUUUGGAAGUUGAAUUGGCACAAAAAUAUUAUGAACAAUUUGUGGAGAAAGAAUUGGAGAAAGAGGAAGAGUAUUCGAAAUUAUAUGUUCAAUCAGUUGUGAAUUCUGUUAAUAGUAAGAAUUUUUUUGAAGAAAGAAAAAAAAUCAAAUUCUUUCAAAUUCCAGAUCAACACGCGUUGGAAAAAUUGGAAAACAACCCUUCAGAAUCGGAAAUUUUGGAAAUUUUCGAUCUUCUUCAAUUCGAAGAUGUUCGUCAAUUCGCAAUUGGUUUAUAUUUGGAACUCUUGAAAGAUGUUGAAAAACCGUUGACCAGAGAAAAAGUAUUUCAAGUUAUCCAAGAAGCCAAUGCGUUAGUCGAAAUUCGAAUUGCUGUUGAGCACGGAAGUUCGGAAGAUGUGUUAAAUGCGUUAAAGAAUUUGAAUUUGAGAGAAGGAGUGAAGGCGAGCAAUGCGAAAUUGUAUUAUAAUCGGUGGGUUUUGAGGAAAUUUAAGGCCUUAAAAUUAAGGUCUAAAUGUGUAAGGGUAAGGAAAAAUGUUAACCGAAAGUGUUAGUAUCUUAAGAGUCCCUGAUUUUGUUCAAAAAAUGAAAACUAGCUUAAUUUUCUCUUUGAAAUUUAAAAUUUUCCCAGAUUUUUUAUUUGAAAAUUUUCUAGAAUUUUUCCAGCUUACCAAAUUUUCAUGAAUUUGAGAUUAAACUUUCCUCUUUUCUUAGAAAAAAAAAAGAAAAUUUUUACCUGAAAAUUUAUACAAAAAAUGUUUUUUUUUUUUAAUUUUAAACUCACCCAGAUAUUUUAUUUGAAAAUUUUUGUUCCACGAAAAAUUCUCUCAAUUUUUUAUAGUUUCAAAAUUUUCUAGAAUUUUUCUGAUUUUUAGCUUGAAAUAAUUUCAUUUUAAAAUUUUUCCUUUUUUUGAGUUUCUCUGGAAUUCUAAGUUUUCCGAAAUUUUGAAACAAAAUUUCGGAUAUUUCUUACGAUUUCAACUGUCUCCAGAUUUUUCCCGACCUCAAAAUUUUCAACUCACAAUUUUGCAGCCUCCGAAAACUCUACGAGAAUGCUCCCGAAGAUUACUAUCUCAAAAAAUCGGAACUCGAAAAAAUCGUCGAAGAAUUCGGCGAUAUUUCCGAAGAAAAACGAGUCCUGAUGGAAUUGAAUGAAUCAAUUCAAAGAGAAGAUCUCGAUGCAAUUGUGACGAUUUUGAAAGUUGAAGGAGAUGUUUAUAUUCAAGAGAAUCUUGAGUAUUAUGUGACACGGAUGAAAUUGAAUAAACCGAAAAAGUUGGGCGAUGUUAGGCAGGCGUUGAAGGAGGUUAAUCAUCAGGUUCAUAUUGCGUUUGAGGAAUUGGCCACAGGUUUGUUAGAUUUAUCUCCAGAAAAAAAUCGAUUUUGAAAAAGCUAAAAAUUGAUAUUUUUCCAGUAAUCCAGUUGAAUUCGUCAAUGCUGAAAGGAGAUGAAAAUUCAGUUAGAUCAAAUUUGGAUAAACUUAUCAAAUCAAUCCGGCCAAACACUUUCCGAAAAGAGUUGAAUCUUUGGUAUUCGCGAAGACUUUUGAAUGCUCCGGAAGAUAAAAAGAAAAACAACAAUACGAUUUCAUUGACAAACAGCUGGUUGGAUCAUGAAUUUGCAGCUGGAAAUGUUUAUAUGGAAACGAAGACGAUGCAAAAAUCGACGAAACCGCAAGAGCCCGAAGAAUUGGGAUAUUUCAAAUGGAAAGAUAUUGAGAAAAUAAUGGAUGAGGAGAAUGUUGCAUUCGAUGAAUAUUAUAAACAAAAUGAACAACGAGUGAUGAAAUCGCAAAAUGUGAUGAAGGAUUGGAUUGGAAGGAAACGAGAGGAGAAAUUGAGAUUGGAAAUGGAGGCGAAAGAAUUGGCGGCAAAGAAAAUACAAGAAAAGUAUAAGGUUUAUAGGAAUAAGAAGGAUUUGGAGAGUUUGAGUGAGUUUUUUGAAUAGGGAACGUUUCAAAAUUAAAAUUUUUAUUUCAGAAACAUCUGAAACUCCAAGCCUAUCCCUUGUCCGAAAAUUUGUUCAUAUGCUUGAUGGUGGAUUCAGUGAAGAUUUGCAAGUUGUUGACGCCAAAGUUGAGAUAACUCGACUUAUGGCUGCAAAUCGACAAUUGGAUGCGAAUCUCAUUGAAUUGGAUGAGAAGAUUGGAUUGUUGAUUAAAAAUCGACUCAAUUUACAGGUGAUUUUUUGGAAAAAAUUUUGAAAUUUUUUUCUGAAAACAUUUAAAUUUCACGUGAACUUUUGACGUCAAAAAUUGUUUUCAUUUCUCUUUUUUUUCCUCAAGUUUUAGAGCUGUGGAAGAGAAAACCAAAUAAAUCUAGGUCAUAUAGGUUCUCUUCCUAGCGUCAACCAGUUUCACUUUCCCCUGUUUUCAGGAAGUAAUUGCACACCGUGAUAAAACUGCAGAAGCAGCUGAUUCCUACACAGUUCGAACAACUUCGAAACAACAAAGAAAAGAAAAAUCGAGUGUUGAAUCAUUGGAACAACUUCUAUAUUAUCUUCAAACAAAACCAAUUUAUCUUGCGAAUCUAAUUGAAGAUUGUGAAGCUGCGCAACUAUCAAAAUCCACGUUGAUCUCUGAAGUUAUUUCACCAAUUUUCGGAUUUUUGAGCGAUAAUCGAGAACAAUUUUUGGUGGUUCGAUUGUUGUGUGAGUUAUUGAAACGGGAUGUUGAGAAGCUGAAGAAAAUUGAUGAUUUCGGAGGAUUCUCGAUUGAUGGAUUUGAGAAUAUCAAAAAUGAUCCAAGUCAAAGCAUUGUUGAUGAAUUGCAAAGUUUUGUUGAUGAAGAAUCGCGAGUUGUCACUUUCCAUUUGGAACCAACUCAACUCUAUCGCGAACUUUAUCAGCAGAAAAUUGAGACGGCCGAAAAAGCGAUACAGGAUCAGAAAGUCUCGCAGAUUUUGAGCGAUUCGCUGAGCUUUUUGGCAAAGUGGAGCGAGAUUUUUAGUGAUGCCAUUUUCAAGAAAUUCAAGUUGGGGUAAGUUUUGGGGGUGGGGACUUAUAUUUUUUAUCCAAAUAUUUUUGGGCGAAAAAAAUCUUGAGCGAAAAUUUGGUCAGGAAUUUGAAACAAAAAAUUGAUUUUUAAAAAAUUUUUGAGUCAAAAAUCCAGGUGGAAAUUUGAAAAUUCAAAAAAUUUUGGAAUAUAAAUUUGCUGAAUUUUUGAAUUCAUUUUUGAAAUUUUUAAUUUCGCAUCAAAAAAUGGAAAUUUGAACAUUCAGAAAAAAUUUGGAAUAUAAAUUUGCUGAAUUUUUGAAUUCAUUUUUGAAAUUUUAAUUUUCGCGUCAAAAUUUAACCCCCCCCCCCUUUCUCCCCCCAAAACCUAUAUUUUCUCUAGAAAAUCGUGCAUCUACAUGACCUCCUAUCUCGAAACAUGUCUCCGUCAUCAAUUCCCAGCAGCCACCAGUCAAGAAAUCGAUCAAAUCGUCGCCAAAUUCGCGUUCCGAACCUUCUUCGAAUUCUCGAUUCGCAACAUUUUCCGAGCUCUGGGCAAAGAAAUCAACGACGAUGCACAACAUCGACUACAAUGUGUUUGGCAAUUUUUGGAAUUCGCUGUCUCGAAUAAAGGAUAUGGAAAUGAUAAAUGGUAUUUGUCUUCGUUGAAUGCACAAGUUCAUGUGAUUCAUAAUAAGUUUAUGUGAGUUGGACCUAUAAAAAUACAAUGAAAACCAAAUAAUUUUUUUUGCAGGAAAUACAUCAAUGAAAAUGUUCGUAAUGUGAUGCUUGAUGAUAUUUAUUGUUUGAAUGAGUUUACGCAAUUCGAUCCAUUCCAAAAACCAACACUUUCCCUAAUCGACAAACAUCUUCAAAGUGUUGUCGAAUGUUUGAAAAAGAACAAGAAGCUAUUGACACAACAAACCGAUGAUUUGAUAAUUCAAUUGAUUUCUGAAGCCAAUUUACCGGGAGGCGAAAAAAUGUUGACACUUCAGUUGCAUCCCUCACCCAAUGAAUUGUUGGCCGAUGGAACGAAUCCGCAAUUAUUCACACGAGCCAAAAAACGAGUUGUUGAGCUGUUGUUGGAAGGAAUCGAGGGGAAAAAUGUGGGAGAAUUGAUUGAGAAUUCGAAAGAUGUGGAAUUGGAGAAGGAUUUGAAGGAAUUGGAAGAGGAGGGAAAAACUGAUGAGAAAUAUCAGAGUAUUGUGACGGAUAUUGCGAAUGUGAGUGCCACGGGGAAAUUGAAAAAUUUUUGGGGCCUAAAAACCACGUGGAAAUCUUUUUCUUCUAUCUAAACAUACGUCGCAUAGCCGCGUUUCAAAUCUACCAGUGCAUACCCCUAUUAUUGAAAAUUUCUGGCAAAAAGUUCCUUUUUAAUUUGCAGUUCUAAAAACUUGAGCUCAAAAUUGCUUCACUUCGACAAAAAUCUCAUUCUCAUCACUUUUGAGUCAAAUUUUGAUUAAAAAUUCCUAUUUGUCAAAAACAAAAAAAUACGUUUCGAAAUUUUGAUAUAAUUUAUUAUCAAAUAUUUUUUUCAAUGUGUUUGAAAGACUUUCAAUGUUUAUACCUUUAACGUGUCCAUUUCAAAACCCUGGGGUUUUUCUUGAUCUUUGGGAUUUCGUAUUGAGAUUAAAUCAAAACCAAAAUUCUCAAAAUUUGGAUGAAAAUUCUGAAAUUAUCGAUAGAUAGAGUACGAAGAUGAGAAAAUUUCUUCAAAAAUUCCUCUCAAAAACUUCUGAAUUUUUUCGCCCCUCACUCCAGAUUUUCCAUUUUCCCGCACUUUUUGCAAAAAAACAACAACGUAAAUCGAAUCAAAUCAAACAUUCCAUGUCAUGUUUUUCCCCGCAAUGUUUUCGUAUUACGUCGUUUACAGGAUAUUCGUUUGCAUAAUCGACGACAAAAAGAGCGACAUGAACAGAAGAAAAGUGUGGCCGAAACACGACGAAAAUUGAUUGAACAACGCGAAGAAUUGAAUGAGAAAUUGUCGAGAUAUGAAGAAUAUUUGGAGACGUGCUUGCAAAAUUUGACAAGGACUAGUCGGUGAGCGUUUUUGGAGUGAAAACGCGGGGGAAAAUUGUGAAUUUUUACACAGAAAUUGUAAAAAAGCAGCUCCAAAAUCUAAUUUUCAUCUGAAAACUUUCAAUCUCCCAAAUAUUUUAUGAAAAUAUUUGAAAAUUUGAAAAAAAAACAACGGAAAUUUCAAUUUUCAAACGUGAAUUUGGAAUUUUUAAUGAAAUUUCAAGCCCCAUCUCCAAAAAUAAUGUAAAAAAUUAAUUUUCAUCUGAAUUUGGGCUGCCUUUUUUCCAUCACACAAAAUUAAUUUUUGAAUUUUCAACCAAAAACUUUAUGAAAAUCUGAAAUUUUUAAACGUGAAUUUGGGAUUUUUAAUGAAAUUUGAAGCUCCAGCUCCAAAAAUAUCGUAGAUAUCCAAUUCUCAUCAGAAAAAAAAUUAAUUUUUUAAUUUUCAGUCCAAAUAUUCACUAUUUUGAAGUUCCAGCUCUAAAAAUACUGUAAAAAUCUAAUUUUAUCUCUCAAAUUUCAGCCGAUUGUCAUUCCGCCCAAAUACCAAAGAAGCUGGAAAAAUUCAAAAAGAACGAGCAUCUUUGGAUCAAAUCAAAACCUACAAAAGUAGCGCUGAAAAAUUGGUGAAAAAAGGAAUUUUGCUCGAAUAUCCUGGAGCCAACAAGAAAACGAAUGUUGAAAUUGCAUCGACUGAAGAAAGAGGAAUAUUUAGAAUAACGAUUUCGGAUAACUCGAAAAUUGCCGAUAAUAUGGUUUUGCAUUUUCAAGAUUUAUUGAAACUUGAUUCAGUUGAAGAGACAAGUUAUAAUCUCGAAAAUAAACUGAAUUUUGAUGUUUUGAAAACCAUUCAAUAUAUUAAUAAGAAAUUUUAUAAUAAGUAG
Caenorhabditis angaria is the source of this 8084-nucleotide messenger RNA. NCBI's taxonomy places the organism in Eukaryota, Metazoa, Nematoda, Chromadorea, Rhabditida, Rhabditidae. The record is from the annotation of a GenBank genome assembly.